Anastrepha obliqua is the source of this 1923-nucleotide messenger RNA. RefSeq lists its product as uncharacterized. The coding region runs from base 1 to 1923 and encodes 640 amino acids. The record is from RefSeq and is a predicted model, not a curated record. NCBI's taxonomy places the organism in Eukaryota, Metazoa, Arthropoda, Insecta, Diptera, Tephritidae. The transcript has a single exon.
AUGUCCAACGAAUUUAGCGAAUUGAUCGCCCUCAGCUGCCCCGACCUACACUCGAAUAACGCCAACGGUAAUGCUGGGACCGGUGGUGGCCAAAUUCAUGUUGUCGAUGUGCAACGUCGCCUGAGCGUGAAACAGAUGACGGCCACUGAGCUGGCCGCUAUACGCGCUGCAGCCGCAGCUGAAAUCAAAACUGUGCUCGCCUCCGCUGUGGCUACCUCAUCGGUAUCGGCACCCGCAACACCAGCAGUUGCCAUGCCAUCAGGCUUAAUGUCGCUCAACACUGGUAGCAGCAGCAGCUUAAUUGAUAACACAACACCUCGCAACACCGCCGCCGCCGUGGUGGAUACGAAGCAAUCUAUGCCUAAGCUACGUGUCAUCUCCAAUUCGCGCUCGCCACCAAGUGAUGUGCCCCUAACACCAUCGUCACCUGGCAUGCCACACUCGCAAUCUCCGCGCGCCUACGAGAGCAAUAUGUCACCGCCGAGAGAUGUGCGCCUCUUGCCGCACUCGCCCCCACCACGCGAACGUGUCGCGUCGCUGCCGAAUGUGCUCGAUGACGGCAUGGAAGAGCAAUUAUUGUCACUUGGUAGCGAUAGCAGUGGGGCGAAUGUCGUCGGUAAUGUACGCCGCUCGACAACCAAAACGAAUUCACCAAAACCGCAAUUGGAGCUUCAUUCAGUUGAUAAUCUGUCGAAAGGUCGCGGUGCGGUCAGUGACGAAGAAGAGUCGCGCAAACGUUCUACUUCUAAAUCGUCCACUGAAGAAUAUGAAACCCAACAAAAUCAUCAUAAGAUUGCAGAUUCGAUCGAAUUACUGCGUAUGCACCGACGUCAGCGUGAUUUGGAUGUUGCACGCGAAACAGAACCAGAGCGUUCGCUGUCGCCCGUCUCGCCUGGCGCACCAGCUAUGUUGUCAAACGAGUUGUCCCGCUUACACCGUGAACGCAGUGCGGCACCAGACCGUCUGCACAGUUCGAGUUUGAGUAGCAUUGGUUCAGCGCUUUCGGCUUCUGCCAGCGUUUCGGUUUCGAUGAAUGCCAGUAAAAAUCCCAGUAGACGUGGCAGCGCCGCUAGCACAACUGAGGAGAUGUCAACAACUGUUGUAGCAUCGCUACCCUCAGCACCGUUCUUUCCACUUGCGAAAACGACUUCAACGCCGAAUAUGGAGCGACGUAGAAGUAGUUUGUCGGCGCUUUUCCCAGGACCCUCGCCUCUAGUGGCACCUGAGCCCGUAUUGCACACUAAUCCCAUUCCGCCGAAGGGGGCUGAAGAGGAUGAACUCACGGCUGCUGAUGUAGACAAAAUAGUUGAUGAUGACGUGAGACGUGAAAUACCCAGUGGCAAGAUGGUGCAUCGCACCAAGACACCACCGCCAGUCGGUGUCAAAUUGGGUGUAAAUCUCAAAAAGGUGUCGCCACCGAAGUCACUGAUUGGCAUCAAGAAGAAUGAAGCGCCAAUGUUAGGGGUGGUGCUGCGUCGCGUCGAAAAGAAGGUCGUGCCACAGAAGAGUAUACUCGAUGACGAUAAGCCGCUCUACCACUUUUCGAUUGUGCGCAGCGAGAAAAAGGAACAGAAACCGGCCGCGGCUGCGCCUAAACCCAAGCCGAAGCCUACAAUUGGACUACAGAAAUCAGCAACCACAGCUGCGGUGCCGCCAAAGCCAAAUCCGGGCGGCAUACUUACAGGACCACAAGGUGGGGCUGUGCGUACCGCACAUCCGGUGGUGCAGCGACCACCGCCAAAUCAACGUCCACAACUUGGCGUGCCGAUUACCAUACAAAAGAUCGAAGGCGAUAAAAUCAUUAUCAUUAAGAAGUUUGUUAUUCCAAAGAAUGGUAAAAUACCGGAGCAGUAUCUGAAGGUUGGUUGGUCGUUCGUGUGUUGGUUUUGGUUUAUGUGUUGGCAUUUUGAGUUGUGUCGUUAA